AUGAAUUCGUGAGGCCUUUUUGUUUGUGCAGAAAGGUUUUUUGUGCAAAGUUUAUUUUUUUAAUUGUUAGCAAAUGCAACUUAGCAAUAAUUUUAAUAUUUACUUAGUUCUAAUGAUUCCUGUGCUCAAGGUUGUUGAUGUCAGUUUAAUAUUGAAAGUGAGCUGAUAACAGCGUAUUGAGUUCUUUCUCAAAAACGUAUCCGCCAAAAAUGUCAAACACUUCCGGCAAAAAAAUUGGCGGUAGUGCCCAAAACAGACUUGAAAAUCUGCGGAAAAUGUUAAAAGAGGAAGCUAAAAAAAAAGCAGAAGAAAAUGAUUCAACCCGAUCUAGAAAAGUUAAAUUUAAGGAAAAGGACAAAAAAGCGAAAAAUGUGCAGCAAAACAUAAAAAUCAUGCAAACUCUGGAGUUGUUAGAGAAAUCUCAAGAAGGUAGUCCAAAAAAAAAAGUAUCCAAUGAAAACAAAGUUGAUACCGAAACCCCAAAACCUGCAAAAAAGAAACGCAUUGUAGAAAAAGAUGAUUUCAAAUGUGUGAGUGGCUCUCAAAAUAGUUCGGCAGCAUUGUCUAGGAAAAGAAAGGCGAAAAUACACCUGUCAAAACAAUCUCUAAAUACAAAAUCUGAUGCAUGUAAUUUCAAAAUCUCACGCACGCCAUCACCAUGUAAAAAACGGUUGGUUCCAAGAUUUCAGGAAGAAGCAUCAGUUAGAAUAAAAGAGAAAUAUGAUAUGAAAAAAUGUCCUACGUCUAGUCAAAAAAUGGCAACAAAUGAAAAAUCCAACGUGAGAUUAAACAUAAACCAACAACCUGAAGCUACUUUUGAAAAGUCUAAGAAUUAUUCAACAGAGCAAUUUAAAAAGACAACUCCUGUUGAGUCAUGUUCAAAUUUAAACAUUUGCAAAAAACCUAAAAGUCCUACAAAAGCGCUUCGGGAAACCGCAAUACCUGACAAUAUGCCUAAGCAAGAAAAAGGGAAAAUUGUAACAACUACAGGAAAAAGCAAUUUAUACAAGAGAAAACAUACGUAUGACACCUCUGGUGACGCAUCUCAAGAGAAAAAGAUGAAUACGUUUACCAAAUAUUAUAGUAAUUUACAGGAAAAAAUUACUAGUUCAUUUAAAACACUGGUCAACUGGGCGAAUCCGAAGGAGAACAUUGCCUGUUCAACUUCCAGUAAUAUAGACAAAAAUUAUAACCAAAUGAUUGAUCUGGAGAAACCUUUAAUUUUACACUUACAAAAUGUUAGAAAUUUAGUGAACUCAAAUGAUUCUGAAGAAAUGGAUUGGGAAAUAUCAUUUGCCAGUGAUUCCACUGUAAACUUUGAGACGCUCAAAACGAAUGUUUAUGUGGUUGUGGACACAAAUGUGUUUUUAUCGGCUAUAGGACUAAUUCAAAAAAUUGGAAAUGUUAAAAUUCAAGGUAAAAAUAUAGUGAUAUUUGUACCCUGGCAAGUGUUGAAAGAACUUGAUUACUUGAAGAAAGAUAAAUCUAUUGUCUCUUACAAUGCUAGAACUGCUAUAACAUACCUUUUCAAUGCGUUCUCUGCAUCAGACCCGGGUAUAUUAGGGCAAACAUUGCAAAGUGCAAAUUCAACAUUUCCUGGUUUUGAAGUUGAAGUGGCAGACGACCACUUGAUCAAGUGUUGCCUGCAGUUAAAAUGUGAAAAUCAAAAUGUCAUGUUAUUGACUAAUGAUAAAAAUCUUGCUGUGAAAUCUUUGGUACAUGGUGUUUGUGUUAUGAAUGCUAAACAGCUUACUGAAGUGAUUAAAAUACACAGCUCUUCAGCUCCAGAAGAAAUUUUAGAUCAAACACAUCCAAUUGAAAAACAACCUGAAAUUGGUUGUGUACAAAGACCAUUUAUCUUAAAAAUGUUCGUGCUUGCAAAUAUUUUCAAGGAAUUCUUAUCUAUGGUUAUUGAAAAAUAUUUAAAAGAUAAAUAUGGUGAUAUUUGGACCUGGUAUUUACCCCAAAAAUUACCUUUGGGUAUUAUACAACUUCUUAAGAAGGUCAGAGACAUGUCAAAUUUCUUUCCCCAAGAUAUAAGCAGGCAGAUUAGCCUUAAUUCGACAUCAAUUGAAAAUAUUCUGCAUAAGCAUGAUAACGAUUUGUGGUUUUCUGUUUACGAAAGUGAACAAUUUGGAAAAUUUUGCUACAAGCUAAUAACUUCUUUUUCAUUUGGUUUUAAAGAUGAAGUCAAUGAAUAUGACAGGCGAACUGCCUUUUACAAAUGUAAAAACCCAGCAGGCCCUGAACCAGACAGCACAUAUCGACUUGAAUGUUGCAAAACUGCCAUGAGACAUUUUGACCUUUUCCAUGAUAAAUUGACGCUUUAUUGUUGCUGGUUGUCAAAUGUGAUAAGAGUGCCAUUCAUACCGACCAAUCAACCGUCUUCCUUACAAUGCGUAGAAAAUUUCACGAUAGAAGAAAGAAGUGUGCAUAAAAAUUACGUCUCCCAACUUAUACAUUCUCUAAAGAGUAUUUCUGAAGUUCCUAUACAGAAUGUGACAGAAGAAACCAAAGGCGUACGAGAAGUAUAUGCAAUUCUUGCAAAAUACGGAGGUGCAAACUGCGAAGAAGACUUUUCAUUUGAAGAUGUUUUGGAAUUUGCCAAAGACGAAAGUGUCAGGGUGAAGUUUCCCAUGGCCUUAGACUUACUGUCUAAAUUACUGAUCCUUCUGUGAUUUAAAAAAAAAAUGCUAAAAAUUUAUAAAAGUCAAGAAGUUUUAUACAUUUUUUUACUUGAUAGCGCCUUAAUUAAUAAGGUUAAUGAAAGUUAUUUAAGUCGCUGAACUGAAUUUACCACAGUUAUGUAUUUUUCCAACGGUGACAAAGUUUCCAUUGAUUUUUGUAAUGUAAAACUUAAGUAAAGAACUGUGAUACCUUUUUUCUUACAGUGAA
Cimex lectularius (bed bug) is the source of this 2895-nucleotide messenger RNA. RefSeq names its product transcriptional protein SWT1 (gene Swt1). The coding region runs from base 210 to 2678 and encodes 822 amino acids. Gene Ontology annotation, cellular component: nucleus. Lineage: Eukaryota; Metazoa; Arthropoda; Insecta; Hemiptera; Cimicidae. The record is from RefSeq and is a predicted model, not a curated record. The transcript is spliced from 15 exons.